AGCUUGCAGCUGCUCCAGAAGCCCUUGUGGAGAUUCCUCGAUGCCUCCAUCAGCCGCUGGCGAGCGUACGUGUUCGCCAACCUGGGGUUCUUUUCCCACCUGGCCUAUCGUCUCCUGACAUCCAAGUACUUGGAUUUCCUCGCCGUGGCUGACCUCCGCCAGUACGAAAAGGUGGUGGCUACACUGAGCAAUGGACAGCUCAUGAGUGUCAUCAAAGAGGGGGAGGAAACGAUCGUGCGGCUUCAGCAGAACAUCUUUGCCCCAAGCAGCCAAGCCCAGCAGCUCGAACAGCGGCUGCGCCAGCAUUGCGCUAUGAUCUGCAAGCAACUUGCCGACUAUUCUCCCGUGUUCUAUCGUCCUGCCGAUAGCACGCAGGGCGACCGCGACACCGAUGCCAGUGAGGAGGUGGUGGAGGUUGUGCCUCCUACAGGCCAGGGCGACACCGAAAAGCCUGCUGGCGAAACAGAUCUCAAGACACGCAUCCUCAAGCUCGUGGAACAGCUAAAAUUGAUCUUUGAGUGGUCACCCCUCGAUGUCCGCUUCAUGCCCCGUGGGAUUGGCAACAAUCUGGAGGAGGCCAUCCCACCACCAGUGUCCUCCCAUGAAUUUGCCCCACUUGUGCAAUUUCUCUAUGCCCUCCACUGCCGCUACCUUAAGGGCAGCCCCAUAGCAUCUCAUCUCUAG
Messenger RNA from Acanthamoeba castellanii str. Neff, 684 nucleotides. RefSeq lists its product as uncharacterized. NCBI's taxonomy places the organism in Eukaryota, Discosea, Longamoebia, Acanthamoebidae. The transcript is spliced from 8 exons. The record is from RefSeq and is a predicted model, not a curated record. The annotation marks the transcript as partial.